AUGGAAACCAAAAAACCAUUGAAUAUUCUAUGUUCGGAAGCUAUAAUCAAGUAUAUGGAUUUUUCGGUUCGUUCUGCUGUCACAAGAAAAAGUCCCGGUUUCUGUGAACUACAAAAGUUUACUCCCGCUCGUAUCCAACGUCUCAGCCUCGACCAAAAAAGGAUUGAAAUCGAUGAUGGUAUUUAUCGAUUGAGCGUUGUUCAAACUUGUAAUGACGGAGAACCUUCGCAGUAUGUAAAGGAAAUGAACAAAAAAGGCGGAUGGGAAAAUGAUUUGGAUGAAUAUGGCUUGGAAAAAGAAAUGCCAGGUUGUUCUGUGAUAACUGUGCAGUCUUUGGUAAACGAACUUGCUCGAGCAAGAGGAAGGUUGGGAGCUAACUUUAAGAAAUAUCCUAGCUCCGCUGAAGCUUUUCGAAGACAGUUUCAAAAAGAAAAUAGAACGAUCUGCUACAAACUGAAAACGUUGAAGUUGAAAUCGAGAAAUCUUCCAUCUGCGUAUAAUCAAUAUAUUCGGCUGGCUGUAAUUACGAAAACAUUCAAAACUGUUGAAUACGUGAAAUACUCCCAUCGACUACAAGAAGCAAUGGAAUAUUUGAUGACAAAAAUAUUUGGUUCCUCAACUCUCAAUGACAAAAAGAUAAUUAUCAGAAAUAUGACGGUCGAGGAAAAUGCUGGUGCUUAUCUGGAAACGUUAUCUCCUAAAAUUAAUUAUGAAAAUCAUCCCCUCAACACAAUCACCACUGUUGGUGGUAACUAUUCUGACUUCGCAAUUACUGGGUCAGCUGAUCUACAUAUCAUCCAAGAAGAGGACGUCAAAUAUUGUUCGAACGCCCUUCGAGUUCACUUUAAAAUUGAGUGGCUCAAUGUUAACCAAUUUUAUGGUUUGCUUGAGUACCUCAAAAAAGCAAGUUGCCCAAUUGGAAAACAUAUCUCGAUUAACAACGGAGGCAGGAGAUUCAUAACAUUGAGCUCUAUCCCGAACGUUGUGAGAGGUACAUUUCCUGGAGAUGAAAAUCCGAUUCAGUGCUAUACUGCACGGCACGGCAGUCCAGACAGAGAAAUCAACUGUUUCUUUGUAAGAAAUGCUAAUGCCACCGAGCUUCACAUCAAAAUUAACCCACGAGGAUUUGCCGCCGAACACUGA
Molecule: messenger RNA, 1143 nt
Organism: Caenorhabditis remanei
Lineage: Eukaryota; Metazoa; Nematoda; Chromadorea; Rhabditida; Rhabditidae
Exons: 3
Coding region: 1-1143 (380 amino acids)
Source: RefSeq, a predicted model, not a curated record